Messenger RNA from Heterotrigona itama, 5986 nucleotides. Lineage: Eukaryota; Metazoa; Arthropoda; Insecta; Hymenoptera; Apidae. The record is from the annotation of a GenBank genome assembly.
AGCAAUAUGGCUGUCAGUAUAAAUUUGAUGCUUGAACAUGCGUUUCUCUCCGAAAAAUUUGACAAGUAGUCUAUCUAUCUGUCGACUUUUUCGAAAUAUACAGCGUAAUGUGAUUUUUGAGAAAUCAAUACAGUGGGAAACGGCUAUGCGGGUUAGCUAAAGCGUAGCAAUAAAAUAAACUAUAUUUUAAAAUCAGGCUGGACAGAUUAUUUAUACUAUUGGAAACAGGGACAAAUGCAGUAACUAAAAGAGCUGCGGCACAACAAUUAGGAGAAGCACAGAGGUUACACCCUCAUGAUUUACAUCAUUUAUUAGCAAGAGUUUCUAUUCUUUUAAAGUCUCUACAAUGGGAUACCAGAGUUUCAGCUGCACAGGCUGUACAAGCUAUACUUGCUCAAGUUCCUGCUUGGGAUCCACAACCUAUCAAAAAAGAAACACGUACAGAAGAUGGAGAAACAAAAAGACCAAAUAAUAAAUUAAAUUUGGAAGACUUUGAUAUGGAAAAGGUUUUAGCACGUAGUUCAUAUCUUACUGGAUCAGAAGGCAGUGAAUAUGAUUUAAUUGUUGCUGAUGGGGAGCAAAUGUUACUUCCUAAUCAAGAGGAAAAAAUUGCUGCUAAAUUAGGCCUUCAUCCGCGAUUAAUGGGUGUUGAUACAUCAGAAUUAUUUACCGCUGAAGAUCUUACUCCGGUUGUAUUACCACCUACCUCAAAUACACAGACUAAAGUAUCUGUGAGUGAAACAUUAAAACAACCUGGUGGUCUUAGUAGACGCGAAAUGAAUAGAGCUAGACGUAAGGCACGACAGUCAGUUUUAAAACAACGUUCACGAGAGCCUGAUGAUUAUCGUAAUAGCGAAGAUUAUCAGAACAAUUCAAAUGCUCAAUCUCCUAUCAAUAGUACAGCCGAGUCACUGAAUAAAAAAAUAAAAUUAGAGGAAGUGAUUUCGUUAGAGAUCGGUGUUAAUUGCAGUACACAGACUGAAUCAAAUAACGGAGUACCAGAUGGCACAGGUUGCUGGCCAGAUUCUCUAAUAGAUUGGCCUCUGGAAUCGUUCGCAGAAAGUCUCUGUCAAGAUUUAUUUAGUCAAAAAUGGGAAAUAAGACAUGGAGCAGCAACUGCUUUACGGGAGGUGGUAAAACUUCAUGGGAAAGGUAAAUCAAGGGAUCAAACUGCAGAGGAAAUGGCAGAAAGUCAUUAUCAAUGGCUUGUUGAUGCUGCUUUACGACUACUAUGUGUUUUAGGAUUAGAUAGAUUUGGAGAUUUUGUUUCUGAUCAAGUAGUUGCGCCAGUACGAGAGACGUGUGCUCAAGCACUAGGUUCUCUUUUAUUACUAGUGCCAAAUCAAAAAGAUAAUGAAAAUAAAAAUAGGGGAAUUAUAGGAAUACUUUCAGUUAUGUUGAAAUUGUUAGAGCAUGAUGAAUGGGAAGCAAGACAUGGUGCGCUACUCGCACUGAAAUAUCUACUCGCUGUACGAGAUGACAUGUUAGACGAUAUACUAACGAGAGUAUUUCCAGCCAUUAUGCAAGGUCUUUCCGAUCCGGUCGAUGAUGUAGGCGCUGCUGCAGCAAGCGCGCUUAUACCAGUAGCAUCUGCUCUACCACGUUUAUUAAAACCAUCAGAAUUAGAAGCAAUUGUAAUUCGUCUUUGGGAACUUUUACACGAACAAGAUGAUUUAGCAGCAGCAUGUAAUAGUUUUAUGGGAUUACUCGCUGCUAUACUUUCGUUGUCUUCGGCGCGCUCUUGUCUCACACCUCAGCCAUUGUCGCAAGUUUUACCACGAUUAUGGCCAUUCCUUAGUCAUUCUAGUUCGAGUGUACGUAAAGCCACUUUACAAACACUACAAACAUUAACCGGAGACAACGGUACUUGUAAUGAGAAUAAAAAAGAGCGAUGGGGUGAAGGAGGCGGACUUGUAUUGCAAGAAGCUCUCCGUCAUGUUUUUCAACGAGUGUUGAUAGAACACGUAGUUGCCAUACAAGACGUAGCUGAACGUGUUUGGGAAAAUCUAGUCGUACAAAGUGAUCUCGAGCUUUUAUUACAUGCAGCAUGUCCUCUUGUCAGCACGUGGCUCUGUCUUGCUAUGCAACCGGAACACGUGCCAUUUAAUCCGAACUUACUAAUGAUAGUAAGCACUUCUAAUAAAGGAGUUAAAUCUAAUCAAGUCGUUGGUAUUUGCGAUGGACAAGCAGAUGCUAGUAACAACGGAGGGAAUAAUACUGCUGGCGGAAAUGUAAAAUCCAUGUCUGAAUUGAAAAUUUAUAUCGGUGGAAUUGAAACCGUAGCUCAAAACAUAAGGAAAUUGAACGUAGUUCAAGCUCGUUGUAGAGCGGGACGAAUGUUAGGAUUGUUAUCGCAUUACGUAGUACAACCAGCACCGGGUGUUAUUUACACACCGGAUAUACCUAGUCCUUCACUUUGUUACGCUAAAGUAUUACUGGCACAUCUUAAUUCGCGUUCGGCAUUACAACGCACCGUUGCAGGUUUAACGAUGUCUCAUUGGGCGACUGUAAAUAACAUGAAACCACCUGCAAUACCAGAUAUUUUAAGGAAGAAACUAUUGGAGUGUCUGAACGAGUAUAUAUACUACGACGAAAUUGCCACAUCUUUCACUCGCCUAUUGUACGACAGUCGUGAUUACAUUGCCACUCUCAAACAUUAUAAAUUGCCUGUUCCUAUCGAAACAAAUGCAUCGGGAGUGAUGACGCUCGAUCAAAUUGCAAAUCUUGUUGGCAAACCGAUUUCGAAACUUUGUGCCAUGGGCAAUACGACGAACUCCGGAGGAUCAAAUGGAAAUGUUAACAGCAAUCCUAGCACGAUUAAAUUGAAACCAAAGUUGAUCGAAAGUUUAGAAGAAAGGCGAAAAGCGUUGGAAGUGGGGGCCGCUGAUACAGCAGCUCAACAGCUUUCGUACAAUGUUAUGUCAAUGGCAGCACUCGCUGGCGCUGCAACAAUGUUACAUUGUCUUCCUCCAUCUCCACAACCUCUUAACCCAUUGGUAAAACCAUUAAUGGAAGCUAUUAAACGUGAGGAGAACGAAAAACUACAAAAACUGGCUGCAAAGCAUUUGUCCUAUCUAGUUGAUCUUUGUGUAGAUAGAAAUCCUUCUCCUAAUGCCAAGAUAUCAACCAAUUUAUGUACAUUCCUAUGCUCGGAUAGUGAAUUCACACCUCGUGUGAAUUGUAAUACGGACACAGAUCUGUUUGACGGAAUUCUUACUUUAAACAAUAGACAGAAACAUGCUGAAAGAAUAGCUUAUAAUCGGGGAACCAACAGCGGACUUGGUGGAGGCAGAGGGCCUGGUCGACCACCAACAACUGAAAUUCCUUUAGAAGAACUACUUGCUUGCGAAGAACCCGAAGCCAAAGCUGCUAGAACACGUCGUCGCGGAGCUACUUUGGCGCUUACUGCUAUAACUACCCUGUUUGGUGCACAAUUGCCUACACGUUUGCCACAUCUUUGGGAACUAAUAUUACCAAAUAUAUUACGAGAAGAGAACAAAAUUGAUGGCCGUGAAAAUACUCAAGAAGAAGUGAAUCAAUUAAUUUUUGGUUUGCAAGUUUUAGAAAUUAUGGCUCCCAGUCUUGAUAAAGCUUUGCUGCCUCCUGCUUUAGAAUGCCUUUCAUGUUUAUGUAAAUUAUUGGCUCAUUCUUAUAAAGCCGUCAGGCAUAUGGCGGCCAGAUGUAUCGCUGUACUAGCUACGUUAGAUACGAAGAAGAUAAUACUAUACGUAACACGCCAUGUAAUACCACUUCUCGAAACAACCGGCGGAGAGAAAAUAUAUUCAUCAACUGUAACAGCACCAAAUGAAGUAGAUUCAAUAAGACAAGGCGCAGCUGAAUCGUUAGCGUGUCUCGUCGAAAGUUUAGGAGUUCAUAUUGUUCCAUACGCUGUAUUGUUUAUGGUUCCUUUACUUGGACGUAUGAGUGAUCAGAAUCAGGCUGUAAGAUUAGCUUGUAGUGCUACGUUUGCAACACUCGUACAACUUUUACCUCUUGAUCCUGGUGCGAUUGCGGAUCCACCAGAAUUAGUAGAAAAGAAAGCGCAAGAGCGGCGGUUCUUGGAACAACUUUUGAAUCCACGCAGUAUUCCAGAUACCGAAUUAGUUAUUUCAGUAGCUGCAGAAUUGCGUUCGUAUCAACGACAAGGCUUGAACUGGUUAAACUUCUUAAAUCGUUAUCGGCUUCAUGGAGUUCUGUGCGAUGACAUGGGCCUUGGAAAAACGUUGCAAACUCUUUGUAUAUUAGCGCUGGAUCAUCACCGUAACCCUCAAACUCCACCAAGUUUAGUAGUGUGUCCACCAACUCUGACUGGUCACUGGGUAUAUGAAGCAGAAAAGUUCUUCGAAACCAAAGAUCUCUCGGUGUUACAAUAUGCUGGUAUUCCACCAGAACGUGAAAAAUUACGUCUAAAGGUUACUUAUCACAGGCUCGUCGUUGCAAGUUAUGACAUAGUGCGUAAGGAUAUCGAUUACUUUGAAACUCGACAAUGGAACUACUGUGUGCUCGACGAAGGCCACAUUAUCAAAAAUGGAAAAACGAAAAGUGCAAAGGCAACUAAACGAUUGCACGCGAAUCACAGACUUAUACUCUCGGGGACACCAGUACAAAAUAACGUACUUGAACUAUGGUCCUUGUUUGACUUUUUAAUGCCAGGUUUCUUAGGCACUGAAAAACAAUUUGCGGCGAAGUAUUCACGUCCUAUACUAGCCUGUAGAGAACCAAAAGCUGGUCCGAAAGAACAAGAAGCGGGAGCCUUGGCAAUGGAAGCACUUCAUAGACAAGUUUUACCAUUCUUACUUAGACGAAAUAAGGAAGAUGUCCUCCAAGAUUUACCACCCAAAAUUACGCAAGAUUAUUAUUGUGAUUUAUCACCCUUACAACGUAUGCUAUAUGAGGAUUUCCGUACUCGACAUUCUGCAAGUUUAUUAUCCAGUACAUCGUGUACUUCAACUGGAAAUGAUGCACAUGGUAGUCAUGUUUUCGAAGCAUUACGAUAUCUACGUAAUGUUUGCAAUCAUCCGAAAUUAGUAUUGAGUCAACAACAUCCAUUAUACACGACAGUAUCCAAUAUAUUAAAGCAACAAAAGAGUUCGUUAGCAGAAAUAGAACAUGGAGCCAAAUUACCUGCAUUAAAACAGUUAUUAUUAGACUGCGGCAUAGGACAACCACAGCAACAACAAAGUCGUAAUUCUGCAGCUCCUGGUGCUACACCAGAUAAUCAACCACCGCAGCAACAACAAUUAGUGAGCCAACAUCGAGCUCUAAUUUUCUGUCAAUUGAAAGUAAUGUUAGAUAUCGUAGAAAAAGAUCUUCUUCGUACACAUCUACCAACUGUUACAUAUCUUCGUCUCGAUGGAAGUAUACCAUCAACACAAAGGCAUUCCGUAGUGGCACGUUUCAACGCAGACCCAUCAAUAGACGUGCUUUUGCUCACGACUCAAGUCGGUGGUAUUGGACUGAAUUUAACUGGUGCAGACACUGUUAUAUUCGUGGAACAUGAUUGGAAUCCUAUGAAAGAUCUUCAAGCGAUGGAUCGAGCACAUCGUAUUGGCCAAAAGAAAGUGGUGAAUGUAUAUAGAUUAAUCACGAGAUCAACAGUAGAAGAAAAGAUUAUGGGUCUGCAAAAAUUCAAGCUUCUCACUGCAAAUAUUGUAAUUUCGCCGGAAAACGCGUCUCUAGAAACGAUGGCAACGGAUCAGUUAUUAGAUUUAUUUUCAUUGGACAAUGGCAAAGGAAAAAAAUCAGAAAUACAAGAUGGUGCCAUGUCUAAAAUUACUGGAUUGCCAGGAAUUAGCCGCUCUGUUUUAGAAAUCCUUCCUGAAUUAUGGGAACAACAACAAUAUGAUGAUGAAUAUGAUUUCAACUCAUUUCUAUCUACUUUGAAGGCUGAUAACCAGUGAGCUUAUAAUUUUCAGUAUCAUUGAAUACUUAUGUAAAUACAUAUUUAAAAGUUGAUCACAUUAUCAAACAAACAAACAAACAAACA